AUGGAUGACCGUGGAAACCGGGGACAGGAUGAUCGUCCAGAUCGUCAGGAUCACUUCCGGCGUCGACGUCAACCAUCCGGAGAGUUUGACGAUGAACAAAUACAGCUUGCCAUCCAGCGAUCUCUCCAGGACGAGGAAGACCUCCUCCUGGAAGGCAUCUAUGACCCUCUUCGUGCGUAUCAAGUCGAUCAGAACCAGAACACUGGUAACCAGGGCCGAGCUUUGCAGCCACGAUCCCACGGCGCUGUGCUUGAGGACAAUACCGAUCUACCAGCCUUCCCGGGAGUUCCACCCGCGGCGCACCGCGGUAGCCAGCCUUCGGACUACAGCAAUCGGCCCCAGAACUACCCCAAUCAGCCUCAUAGCCAUGGCAUCCCAGUGAUGCCUUCCCCGGACGCCGUGCGACACGGCCGAUUUCUCGGACACUUCCGCCAGCCCCAUCAGUGGGAUAACAAUCUGAAUCCAUACCAGGCUCUCGGAUAUCCCGCUGCACAACCAAUGUUUCCUCAGCCAGACGUGGAGCACAUGAACUACUUAGAUGAGUCUGCAGCACCCCAGCAUCUGCGCGGAUUGCGUAACCUGUACCCGAUCAAUGCGAAUGCCAACGCUGCAGAGAACAUCCAGCAAUCUGUCAGCAACACCAACCCCGCUGCGGCGCCGACCGGCUCUGCUUCGAACUUUCCAGGAGCUGGAGCGGUUCAGAUCCAAGGCGGCCCUCAGCCCAUAUUGCGCUUGCGGGAUCCAGACCCGAGCAAUGCAGUUGCGAAUGCCGCAGACAACAUCCAGCAGCGCGCCAGCGGCGCUGCGGCGCCUACCAAUCCUGCUCCGAUGACCAUCGCACAGCGCUUGGACAAUGGCUUGAUCGAGAACGUCGAAGGCCUCACAAGGGAGGAAGAGGACGAGCUUGUUGACUGGGCACGCGGAAAGGGAAUGACAUGGGAUGCAAUACGUCGAAAGUUCAAGUUCCCGUUGCAGGAGAGCACUCUUCGUGUGCGAUUUCGCACUAGACGGAUGGACCGACCGCCGCGAGUUCCAGAGUUUACAGAGCGAGACGAUGAACUUCUCUUAGAGGCCAUUGAGGUUCUCGCGGGACGACACCUCGACAACGUCGAUGACUACAUCCGGCGGUUGUGGAACAGUGCGCAAGAGUAUAUCCAGAGUCACGGAGGCACGACCACAGCCGGACCCGUGACCCUCAAGAAGAGGUACUGGUUUCUCAUCGAACAGACGCCUAAAAUCCGGGGCGAUUUGGAACCGACCAAAGCGAAGUGGGACCACAAGUCGUACGAGAAUUAUCAUGUCCCAGGACAAGAGGAGGCUGAUUUCGAAGAGAGUAACGAGGACGAACCUACUGGAGAGACCAGCCCAGGCAGAGGUGGCGAGAGCCAAGAGCUCAACGAGCUCCAGUGGAAUCACGAGGAAUACGAGCAGUAUGACGUCCCUGGUCUGGAGGAGGCCGAUUUUGAGGACGAUCUUGAGGAAGAGCGUUCUGGAGAUGCCAGCGCACGCGACGGCAGAGCGGGCCCAGAGCUGAUGGAGUUCGAGUGGGAUCACGCCGAGUACGAGCAGUACGAGGUUGAAGAUGAGGAGGGUGCUGAUUUCGAGGAGGACGAGGAUGAGGGCGACCACGCCUCCUAA
This is a messenger RNA of Diaporthe amygdali, 1638 nucleotides long. RefSeq lists its product as uncharacterized. The transcript has 5 exons. NCBI's taxonomy places the organism in Eukaryota, Fungi, Ascomycota, Sordariomycetes, Diaporthales, Diaporthaceae. The record is from RefSeq and is a predicted model, not a curated record. Bases 1 to 1638 code for a protein of 545 amino acids.